This is a messenger RNA of Aspergillus fijiensis CBS 313.89, 2465 nucleotides long. RefSeq lists its product as uncharacterized. The record is from RefSeq and is a predicted model, not a curated record. NCBI's taxonomy places the organism in Eukaryota, Fungi, Ascomycota, Eurotiomycetes, Eurotiales, Aspergillaceae. The coding region runs from base 255 to 2234 and encodes 659 amino acids. The transcript is spliced from 2 exons.
UAAUUGCAUUCGAAGAUGAUUGGUCAUACCAUUGUCCAACAAGCUGUUCGAAACUUGAUUCAUCUCAUACUUAUAUACACAAAUACAACUGGCUACAUGCAAUGCGGCAGAAGCAAACACGUCCGAUGCGGCUAUCGAUAAGCGCCGCGUUUCUUUGACCGGCUAUCAGCCUUUAUCGGCGCGAUUCUUUCUCUCCGCGCAUCGCAGCUCUUCCUCUCCAAUCUUCACAUACAUCAUCCUCUGCAGCUAUUUUGAUGGCUAUCCUAGAAGGUGCAGAGGCAUCUAUGCCUCUCUAUCGCCCUGCUAAGCCGCUUCCCUUCGAGCUGGUCCAGCACUCUGGCAUUUUCCUCGAAGAGAAGCUAUAUACACAAGCUCUUAACUUUCUAUUAGAAAUUCUCACUGCCGGUACCAUUGCUUCCACGCCAGCAUUCGUUCCACCUCCUCAGCACCUGGCUGUCGCCGCGACCUUCCUUGUACACCCCUCUACGACCACUCGCGCAAAGACAGCCGAGGAGGAAGAAGCCCCCAAUGCAUCCCUCCGUCUCCUCCGCCUCACAAACGCGCUCGUUGGGCCCAGAGCCGCCAAGUUCGGCCUCGCGUUCUCCUUCACGCACUUCGAAACAUCUCGCCAUGGCCGCCGACGUCGCGGGGCCGACGACGCGCCCACCUCGCCGGAUGCGACAGAGGAUAUCAUGACGCCGAUAAACCUCGACCUGGGGGAAUCACAAUCCAUCUGGUCCCGUGCGGAGGACUUCUGGCAUGCCGUCGGCUGGGCUUUCAACUGCUCUGUUCUACACCACGAGCGCUGGGAACACUGGCGGAUCUGGCUCGAGUUCAUGUGCGAGGUGCUCGAAGGUGACUGGAAUGAGCGACAUAAACAGUGGACAGAGAUCAAGGACUCCAGCACGAACGCCGUCGAGGUGAACGUUGCGAAGCGCAGGUCAAAGACCAGGGCCAAAGAGAAUGAUGCAGCCGAUCAGAUACUCAAAGACAGCCUCAUCGUGCGCUACAUCGAAGGCGCUAGCGCCACCUACGGCCGGAAUCGUCGAAUCGUGAAAUCUAUCUUCGCCGAUGGCCGGGCUACAACCUCCAACGAGUUCCGCGUGGUCUUUGAGAAUGAACUCAAGCAUGGCAAACACAAGAAGUCCAGCCACAAUAGCAAGAAGCGCGGGAUGCAGGUCAACAUCGACGCAGAAGAGUAUGGGGACUAUCUGACCGACGACGACGAGGACGAAGACAGUGUUGACGCCGACGAUACCACCACGACAGAUGACAUUAUUGUCGAAGACGCCGAGCCACGGCCGCAACAAGGACGCGGCCGUGGUCGUGGUCGCGGUCGCGGCGGCGCAGGGACUCCAGCCUCGUCGAGACGAGACGGUGGUGGUGGUGUUGCCCUCCGGCAAUCGAAACGAGCCCGACGAGGUACUCGCCCGCAAGAAACUCGCCCAGAACCCACCAUCUUCACCACUCCGGCAAAUUACCUGACGCCCGACAACUACGGCACGCCUACAGGCACGUUCAAAUACUCCGAUCCUACCUCUCAACGCUAUGUCCCGGACGACCAGAUCCCCCCCGGCCACCUCGCCACCAUGCACGCCGAUCCCUGCACCCUCGGCGGCAUGCGCUCGCUCACCCUCCGCCAGCGCCUCCUGCACCUCCUCUCCACCGUCUCCGAAACCAUCCCCGAACACUUCAUCCCGCUCGAAGAGCUGUAUCAUCUCUUCGCCGAGAACAUCCGCCACCUGCCCCUCCCCUCGUACCAGGCCUUCAUCAGCCCCACCGCCCUCCCGCACUUCCCCCCGGCCGCCCUCACCACCCUCUGCGAGUACCUGCUCUUCCGCAUGCGCGAGUCCGCCGCCCCCGACACGGCGGACGAGUACCUCAGCCAAGCGAAGCUGGAAUACUGCUUCCUGCCCUACGGGGCGAACACGAACUCCCCCGCCGACAACGCCAAGAUCUCCAUCACCCUGGAGACGCUGAUCAUCCUGCUCGCCGACAACGACAUGCUGACCGUGACCCCGGCGCUGAAGGAGGCCGUCGGCGAGGGAAUCAUGGCCCGCGAGCAGCGCCCGAUCCACGAUGGGAGGAAGAAGCGCGAGGCCGACCUGCAUGCGGGCGACAUCGAGUGGGCGUGGCUGUUGGAGAGCGGGCGGAGGCUGUGGUUCCUGGUCGAAGAGAUCAUUCCGCUGACGCAGGGGAAUGAGGAUCAUGGGAUGACGGUUGCCACGGUUUGAAAGGCUUGGUUCCCAGCGAGAAGACUGAUUGUGGGUGGUGGUCCUAAGCGUUUGCAUCUGCGAGUCGGGCAAUUGUAAUUUGUCUUGUCGUGCCUAGCCUGUGUUUGUUGAUCGUGUUUGUCUCUUCUUCUUGUUGUUGUUGUCUUUUAUAUUCCGGGCGAAUUGACCUAGGAAGUGCUUCUUCUCGAAUAGUCGGAUAGAUACCCUGUUGUUGUGAUUGUAGCAGAGCUG